Molecule: messenger RNA, 2460 nt
Organism: Penicillium olsonii
Lineage: Eukaryota; Fungi; Ascomycota; Eurotiomycetes; Eurotiales; Aspergillaceae
Source: the annotation of a GenBank genome assembly
AUGGCUACUCAGCUGGCCGUGCGGGCUCUUCAUUACAGCUGUACACUGGCAGCAACUCUCUUCAUUGUGAGUUCUUGCCUGUGGAAGCGAAGCCCGACAAAGAAAAAGAAGAAAGGUCGAAGAAAGGGUCGCUCCAACGGUCAGCAUCGAGUUCAGGUCGUUCUGACGACACUCAUCGUUCUCACAUAUGUCAGCCAAAUCGUAUUGAACCUCGCCACUCAUGACCUGGACCGAUCCCAGCCGUUGCUGGUGCAUAUGACCUCUCUGGCGGUCGUAUGGUCUGCGGUGUCGCUCCGGCAACAACAUACCUCCAAGUAUGAAGUGGCUGGCACCUCUUCGGUCACCGCUGCUUUCGAGAUUCCACUCCUUGCGCUCUCCCUGUAUCACAAACCAAGGCAGUGGGAGCCAAUCGCACAGGUUACCAUCUCGUCGGUUCGGCUUUCGCUGCUCCUGGUCGUGGUGAUCGCGAUCCUAUUGGAAAUCCGACUGCGGGAGAAAAAGAAGACUUCCGAAGAAUCUCGUCCCUUUCUCAACGGAAACCACACGACUUAUGGGACAACCAAUGGGCACAACUCAGAUAACAGUGUAAGUUCCGAAAGCGAGAGCGAGUCGGAUGCAGACCCAAAGAACGGGAGAGCUGCGCGGGUCAAAAAGCUCCGCGAUGAACAGCUGCAGACCUAUGGAGGCUGGUGGGAUUAUCUGAAAGGCUUUUCAAUCUUUCUGCCCUACCUGGUCCCUAGAAAUAAUCGACCAGUCCAGCUGUGUGUUGUCGUCAGCGUUGCCUGCCUAGCAUGUCACCGAGUGUUGAAUAUUGUGAUUCCCCAACAACUAGCCGACGUGACCGACAGCAUCUUUGCGAAUGAAGCCCCGUAUGCCUCAUUGGGGAAAUGGGCCUUGCUGCAGCUCGUUCGUGGUGGAGCUGGGCUGGGGUUGAUUGAAACAAUUGUCAAGAUUCCGAUACGACAAUUCUCUUACCGCCAGAUCACCAAUGCUGCCUUUAGCCAUGUCAUGAAUCUAUCGAUGGACUUCCAUAUUGACAAUGAUUCGGCGGAGGUCAUGAAGUCCAUCGACCAGGGCGCAGCCUUGAACAACCUGUUGGAAAUGGCCAUUCUAGAUAUUGCCCCGACAGUAGCCGAUCUGUUCAUUGCGUGUUUCGUCUUCUACUUGAAAUUCAACGCCUACGCAUCGUUGCUGGUGGUAGUUGCUGCUAUCACUUACGUCUCAGCCGAAGUCUUCACUUCGAACUGGAACAUGGAACAUCGACGGGAAGUCACCCAGACGCAGCGGGACGAAACUCGCAUCAUGCAUCAAGCUGUACAGGGCUGGCAAACCGUCACCUACUUCAAUCAAUUCUUUUACGAGCGGACUCGAUUCGGAGAAGCAGUGGACCUUUGUCUCAGGGCGAGCGCACGCUUUGGUCGCCGCCGCGCAGUCGGAAAGGCACUCCUGGACCUCAUCAAGCCAUUCUCAUUUGUAUGCCUGGCCUCGUUGAUUGUGCACGAAAUCUCCGUGGGGCGUGCCACGACGGGAGACUUUGUCUUUUUUAUUCAAUAUUGGACUUCACUGAUCUCGCCUCUGGCAUAUCUCUCUGCGCAGUACCGCUGGCUUGUUUCGGACCUGGUUGACGCUGAGCGUCUACUCUUUCUGUUCCAAUCUAAGCCCAGUGUCACAGACAAGGAAAAUGCUCUUGAUUUAAAGCGGGGAGAUGGCCGUGUGGCUUUCCGUAACGUUGAUUUUGCCUAUGAUACGAGACUAAAUACUCUCACAAACGUCAAUAUCUCCGUUGAGCCAGGAACCACGGUGGCUUUGGUAGGAAUGACCGGUUCAGGAAAGACAACGAUUCUCCGACUUCUCCUGCGCCUUUACGAUGUUACUGCUGGCCAAAUCGAAAUUGACGGUCAAGACAUCCGAGAUGUCACACUAAGCUCGCUGCGUCAAACCAUCGGUGUUGUCCCGCAAGAUCCCGUCCUUUUCAAUGCAUCUAUUAUCGAAAAUCUCCGGUACGCCCGGCCCUCGGCCUCCGACGAAGAAAUCUAUGAUGCGUGUCGCGCUGCGGCCAUCCAUGAGAAGAUCCUCACUUUCCCAUCUGGGUAUGACACAAAAGUAGGAGAGCAGGGUGUGAAGCUGUCUGGGGGCGAAUUACAAAGAAUAGCCAUCGCUCGGGUAUUCCUCAAGCAAUCUCCGAUUCUUUUGCUAGAUGAAGCAACAAGUGCUGUGGAUUCGCAUACGGAGACGGAAAUUCAAAUCGCGUUGGAUCGACUGAGAGCCAAGCGCACUACAUUUGUCAUUGCGCACAGGCUGUCUACGAUUGUUGGCUCGGAUCGUAUUCUUGUUUUGCACGAUGGUCGGGUUGUAGAGAGUGGGUCACAUAGUGAGCUGCUGGAGAAGGAUGGUGGUCGAUAUCAAAAUCUUUGGCAAAAUCAGUUUGGAGGCGACAAGAUCAGGAAGCCCGCCUUGUAG